Guillardia theta CCMP2712 is the source of this 987-nucleotide messenger RNA. RefSeq lists its product as hypothetical. Gene Ontology annotation, molecular function: carbon-sulfur lyase activity; pyridoxal phosphate binding. The record is from RefSeq and is a predicted model, not a curated record. Gene Ontology annotation, cellular component: cytoplasm. The transcript is spliced from 14 exons. Gene Ontology annotation, biological process: transsulfuration. Bases 1 to 987 code for a protein of 328 amino acids. NCBI's taxonomy places the organism in Eukaryota, Cryptophyceae, Pyrenomonadales, Geminigeraceae.
AUGCCAAUCUACCAAUCCUCCACCUUCGUGCAGCCGAGUGCAACAGAGUUCCAGGAGUAUGACUACACUCGCUCGGGGAACCCCACGAGAAGUGCGUUGGAGAAGCUGGUCGCCGGCAUGGAGGGCGCGCAUGCAGCUUUCGCUUUUACGUCCGGGAUGGCAGCCUUGUCCUGCAUGACUCGGUUGGUGAAGGCUGGAGAUGAAAUCAUUUGCAAUGCCGACAUCUAUGGCGGGAUGUACCGCCUCCUGACAAAAGUUGCUACAAGACAAGGCAUCACUGUCAAGUUUGUCCAGAUCUGGAACCUUGAGGAGGUGAAAAAAGCCAUGACGAGCAAGACCAAGAUAGUUCACAUCGAGUCUCCUUCCAACCCCCUGAUGAUGGUCACGGACAUUCGCGCGCUCUCCAAAAUUGUGCAUGAACGUGGCGCGCUGCUCACGGUGGACAACACGAUCCUCACACCUCUCCUGAUGAAGCCGCUCGAGCUCGGGGCGGAUGUUGUUGUCCACUCAGCGACUAAGUUCUUUGGAGGACAUGCAGACGUGAUGUCAGGGUUCGUUUGCUGCAAGACGGAGGAGCUGAGCAAGCAGAUCUACUUCCAUCAGAACGCUGAAGGGACAGGACUUGCACCGUUCGACUGCUGGCUGGUACUGAGGGGGAUCAAGACCAUGGCCGUGAGGAUUGAGAGGGGGAUGAGCAACACUGUGGAGGUGGCAAAGUUCCUUGCUGCACAACCCAUUGUGAAGAAGGCUGUUCGCUACGACCUUCAGAUGAGUCAAUCGAAAGGAGCAGGGGUUCUUCUCUCCUUCGAAACAGGCAACGUCGAACUGUCACAAAGGAUUGUAUCAGCUCUCAAGAUCUUCAAGAUCACCGUCUCUUUUGGAGGAUGCUCCUCCGUCGUCGAGAUGCCCUCAGUCCUCUCGCACGCCUCCAUCCCUAAGGAUGAGCAGGCAGGCAUCCCUUGCAAGCCUCCGAGUCGCUCACGUUGA